This is a messenger RNA of Diospyros lotus (date-plum), 1316 nucleotides long. RefSeq lists its product as uncharacterized. The transcript has 7 exons. Bases 77 to 1129 code for a protein of 350 amino acids. NCBI's taxonomy places the organism in Eukaryota, Viridiplantae, Streptophyta, Magnoliopsida, Ericales, Ebenaceae. The record is from RefSeq and is a predicted model, not a curated record.
UGCACCAAACACUGUAUAGUCUUAGCUUUAGUUUCUAUUUUCCUCUCUCUCCCUCUCCCUGCGACGCAAGCAGACAAUGGAAGGUGGAGUUCCCAUGCUCAACUGCCUCCUCCAGCACACUCUCAGAAGCCUCUGUACUUCAUCCUCUCCCCAUUCUUCUUCUUCUUCUUCUUCUUCUUCUUCCUCCAAGUGGGUCUACUCUGUUUUCUGGAGAAUCCUCCCAAGAAACUACCCUCCUCCAAAGUGGGACCAUGGGGGAGGUGCACUUGAUCGCGCCAAGGGCAACAAAAGAAACUGGAUUCUUGUGUGGGAAGAUGGGUUUUGUGAUUUUUACGAAUGCGAGAGAGCCGGAAGGGGAGAGAGUAUAAAGGCAAGGUUCGGAGCCGAUGUCUUCUUCAAGAUGUCUCACGAGGUCUACAGCUAUGGCGAAGGCCUUGUGGGGAAAGUCGCCGCCGAUAACAACCACAAAUGGGUGUUUAGAGAUAGCCCAACUGAGAAUGAUCCCGCCUUCAUCACCGCCUGGAACGUCUCCAUUGAUCCGCAACCAAAAGCAUGGAAAAUUCAGUUCCAUUCAGGAAUCCAGACAAUCGCUGUCAUUUCCGUGAGAGAAGGCAUUAUUCAACUGGGCUCAUUCGACAAGAUUGUUGAAGAUCUCAAUCUGGUGAUAAGCAUACAGAGGAAAUUCAGCUACCUCCUGAGCAUACCAGGGAUCUACGCAAUUCAAAGACCAUAUCUCCCAAUCCAACAUCCAACAUUUGGAGCUGAUUACGAAAAGCACCAGUUGACUGGAGCAAAGAGACUUUACGGCGGCGGAAACCUGCUGGAAUCACAGCCAAAAUCCAUGAACCUGGGCUACAACAGCCCACAAAACGGUGCGGCGGUGCAACCCAUUUGGCCCAUUCCGCCUCUCUUUUCUUCCUUGCCUUGCAGCCUAGGAGCUCUGCUCUCAAAGGUGCCAAACUAUCAUCAGCAGGCCAUUGAAGCUUCUACUGUACCAGUGGUGGUAAACAAUGGCGGCAUCAAGAGCAGUACAGCGCAGAGGGUUGAGGUUGAUGAUGGCGAUGUCAAAGUGGAGCCAUCUUGUGUUUUGGAAGCUGGCCAAGGGGAAAAGCCAAGCUCCUUUUAUUAGGGAAGCCUAAUUGCAUUUAUUUGUCAAUUAUUAGAUGAUUUGGUGAGUACUUGGCUGGUCGGCCGGUCGGAGGCUCCCCUCUUCCCUCACCUGUUUAUUCACCACUCUACCUCUCCUCUCCUCUCCUAUCACAUAGAUGUGACAAUCAAGUGGUAUAUAACUAUAAGCCCUUUUCACUCUUUUUUAA